AUGUCUCUACUACCCCUUAUUGUGACUCUAGUAUCUACAUGGUUGAACAUUCCCGUCCCAAAGGAAUCAAAGUAUAAUUUUUCCGACUUCAGCUUGGAUGCUGAUUGGACUGCAGAAAUCGGAGAGGCUGCAGAUCGAGGGCCAGAGCCAGAAGCUGUUGUGGAUGUUCUCGAAACUUGGAUCAAGAAAUAUCCCGGCGAUAUUCUCUUAGAGAAGUGGGUGUAUGACACUCUCGAAGCUGCGCGAGGUCUCAUUCUUGCAGCCGGCAACACUUUGCCAGUCCUCGACGUGGAAGUAGAUUCUACGAAGCACAAGCCAGUCAAUGUCAAUAAUCAUCAACCCGAGAAAAGAAAGAAGCGGCAUCAAAAACGGCUCCUUCGUGAUCAACAACCUGAGAAGCCAACGGUCGUUCCACUACCUGCCCGACCACCUAUGAAAAGAGAUAUCGCAAUGAACGACUCGGACGAUGAGACCAGUGAGGGACGUGGCCUGAUGAUGGUGAUGACGUUUCCUUUCUCAGACCAGCCUGUGCAGCUUGAGCCAACCGCUCCCGUGAGUCACGGACCUCCAUUCGAGCUGACGGCUGGUGCUGUGACUUCAUCGACGACACCAAUGGAUGACGAGCGGGAGAUAUGGGAGUCUGCAGAGUAGAUUACAGUCAAUUAGGUGAAAUUCACCUGCAAAUUAACGCAAAUUAGCGUCUGGGAACCCCCGUCAGUAAAUUUGCGUGAAUUUCGUGUCAUUCACACCU
This is a messenger RNA of Suillus subalutaceus, 751 nucleotides long. RefSeq lists its product as uncharacterized. The transcript is spliced from 7 exons. Bases 1 to 651 code for a protein of 216 amino acids. NCBI's taxonomy places the organism in Eukaryota, Fungi, Basidiomycota, Agaricomycetes, Boletales, Suillaceae. The record is from RefSeq and is a predicted model, not a curated record.